Arvicanthis niloticus (Nile rat) is the source of this 2813-nucleotide messenger RNA. RefSeq names its product insulin induced gene 2 (gene Insig2). Gene Ontology annotation, biological process: SREBP-SCAP complex retention in endoplasmic reticulum; cholesterol biosynthetic process; SREBP signaling pathway. Gene Ontology annotation, cellular component: endoplasmic reticulum; SREBP-SCAP-Insig complex. Lineage: Eukaryota; Metazoa; Chordata; Mammalia; Rodentia; Muridae. The record is from RefSeq and is a predicted model, not a curated record.
GGGCGCGCACGAUUCCCUCACUCCGCCCACAGAGUCCAGGCGCCCGUCAGAACCCUGGACUACCGAGGCCACCAACAACAGCUGAUUCCACAGCCUCUCCUCCCAGACAAGGUCCCCGCCUCCUUCCAGCCCGAAGUUUCCCCGCACACCGGAAGUCCUUUUGCCCGGUCCCUGUCGAGCGGAGACCGUGCGCCCAGCAGCAACCGGAAGCUCCUUUGCCCCUACCGUCAGCGCGUAGCGCCCCGGCCGCGCAGGCGCAGUGCGGCUCAGGCGGAGCUGUGGGAGGGGAGUAGGUCCGGGGGCUGGUCCCUGAAGAUGGCGGAGGCGGGGGUGAACUGGGGGUCUCCCGGCAGAGCUCAGGAUUUCUGGUAGGUCUCACGUUCAGACAAGAUGUGGCGCCAUUGAAACAUUGGUCUCCUUCAAUUCACAGUUUACCUUUUUCACUGGGAAGCCUCAUUUUAUUUUAAGGCUUAGGCCUACUGAACUUAUGAAACCAUGGCGGAAGGAGAGACGGAGUCACCUCGGCCUAAAAAGUGUGGCCCAUACAUUUCCUCUGUCACCAGCCAGAAUGUGAACGUGGUGAUCCGAGGGGUGGUACUCUUCUUCAUUGGAGUCUUCCUUGCAUUAGUUUUGAAUUUGCUUCAGAUUCAGAGAAACGUGACACUUUUUCCACCAGAUGUGAUCACAAGCAUCUUUUCAUCUGCCUGGUGGGUUCCACCGUGCUGCGGCACAGCCUCAGCUGUGAUUGGACUGUUAUACCCAUGCAUUGACAGGCAUCUAGGAGAGCCACAUAAAUUUAAGAGAGAGUGGUCCAGUGUCAUGCGCUGUGUGGCGGUGUUCGUGGGUAUAAAUCACGCCAGUGCUAAAGUAGACUUCGACAACAACUUCCAGUUUUCCCUCACACUGGCUGCACUGUCAGUAGGACUGUGGUGGACUUUUGACAGAUCUAGAAGUGGUUUUGGCCUUGGUGUUGGAAUUGCUUUCUUAGCAACCAUUGUCACCCAACUGUUAGUCUACAAUGGUGUUUAUCAAUACACAUCUCCAGAUUUUCUCUAUGUCCGUUCUUGGUUGCCAUGUAUAUUUUUUGCUGGAGGCAUAACGAUGGGAAACAUUGGCCGUCAACUGGCAAUGUAUGAAUGUAAAGUUAUUGCUGAAAAAUCUCAUCAAGAAUGAAGCGGGCAGCCAUCUUAGCUGUUCUGGGAAAGCCAUGGGAAAGCAGCGUGGGUGUGAGAGGUGCACCAAUGGAACUUUGGACUGGAAAAUUUCGAGGACACAGUUUUUUCUUGAUUGGUGUGUGUGUGUGUGUGUGUGUGUGUGUGUGUGUGUGUGUGUGUGUGUGAACGCGCGCACACAUGCACGCGACACACAUGUUUUUGCAGUCUGUGAUUGCUUCUGUAAAUCAGUUACCAACCUUUCGGUAUUUGAUUUCAAUAAAUGUAAGAUACCUGUGCACUACAUGAAAGAUAUGUUUAUGAGUACAUGAGAUUUCUAAAUUUUUUGAACAUACCAUACAUUGUAUCACAAUGUUGAUGUGCCAAACUGUGUUGUUACUGACACGGAGAAUAAGAAUGCUUUGAACAAUUUAGAAAUUUAGUGAAAUCGAAAAAGAAAGCAAAAAACAAAGCAAACAAAGCAAAUGAGUAGCUGGCCGUUCCCUCUCAUGGGCUGGUGUGCCUCCUCCUGUUCUAAUCGGCUGUGUUCAUCACAGCACCCACGCGAGUUUUCUCUGUUGCUGUUGUUUCAGAGUUUGAAUCUUGUUAUAUGGUACCAGUGAACUUCCAUAGAAUGGUUUUAAGCCUGCAUUGUUGUAGGGAACCAAAGAAUACUUACCAGAUUUCUCCAGAAGGAUGUGUGAUGGACAGGGGUGUUUAUCAGCGUCACCCUGCUUUGAGUCUACAUUUGGAAAAGUAUCAAUGACUAAAUUGAGGGGAUCUGACUAGAUGAAUAUGCUUGGGAACACUGUCUAGCCCUCUCUCUGCCACAGAAGCCAAAGUGAUGUUAGUUAUGAUUUGCUACUGCAACUCACUGCUUCAGUACAUGGAUAAAUAAGGAACACAGGCAGAUCAAAGCGACAGUCAUAACCUAUUGGAUUCUAGACAGCAGGCCAUGCUGGUGGGGCCGGGCCUUGUGACUGUCCAGCUCUGGCGGGCUGAGGUUGUGGUCUUCACCAGUGCAGUCUGAGGAUGCUGGAACCUGACUCCCUGUGUGCUGCUGUCUAUUACAAGGCAGACAUCAUCCUUGACAAGAGGAUGGAAAGCGCACUUUGCACAUCCCGUGAGCAGCACCUGCCUGUACUUAUGGUCAAGUAUAUGAGCUGAUGCUCCGCUCACUUUGCAUUUCUGAAAUUGUUAAUUGUCCAGCACACAAGGGUAAAUUCUUCUGACGACUGUGGUGUGUGUGUGCUUCUGUUUUGAGUGUGUGAGGGAAAAUGUAUCCAUGAGUGUGUGUGCAUGUGCCCAUGCUUUCCUACAGUGUCAAGUAGACACUUUCAUUUCUUUCCUUUUAAAGCAAUGCUGUCAGACUGAAAUCUUGUACACUGGAGUGUAAUGUGCUUUGUUCUCAGGCGGAGAGUGUGAACAUCCCAAGAGUACUCCCUAUGGAACAUGUGUACACAAGCCUAUGGUAGCAGUGGUGAGCACACCACUAUAUUUAUUAUUCUGUCUUUCAGAUGUUAUUCAUUUAGAACAAAUAAGGUAUAUUUUUAGAAUCAAAUUUGUAAACACUAUAAAAUCUUUAAUAAGUUAUAAGGUCUAUGAUAUGUUUACUUUGAAAAUUGCUGUUGAAAGCAAGCUGUAUUAAAUAUGUAAUUAUCA